Fraxinus pennsylvanica is the source of this 1743-nucleotide messenger RNA. The record is from the annotation of a GenBank genome assembly. Lineage: Eukaryota; Viridiplantae; Streptophyta; Magnoliopsida; Lamiales; Oleaceae.
AUGAAUGAUGAUAAUGAUAAAUGUUUGGGUUUUUCUCUCUCAACCCACAUGAAAAUGGAGGCUCCUGCUGCAGUCUGUUAUGGUGGAUUUCACUCACCUUUCUCAGUGAUGCCCCUCAAAUCAGACGGUUCCCGUUGCAUCAUGAAACCCCUCUCUACAUCACAUACUCAAGCACCAAAUUCCUCUCCAAAACUGGAGGAUUUUUUGGGUGCUGCAACUGUGGAAACUCAUCAAUAUGGAAGCCAUGAAACAGGAAUAAUGGUUCGUAGUUUAGACAGCAUGUUUUACAAUCAAGAACCCUUUAAGGAACAAAUAGGAGAAGAUGUUCAAGUUCAGCAGCAGCAGCAGCAGCAGCAGUACUAUUCUGCAGCGGGGUUGCAGUAUCAUGGUAUGUAUGAAACAACGGAUGAACAACAAACCCAUAAAGAAUCUCAACUUCUGGACUGUAACACUCUAGUUCCUCCAAUGUCUGAGGAUGCAAUGACAUGCUCGAAAACCUGGGUUGAUCACCAUGCACUUGAACAUCUGGUGAAUCCCAGAAUGAUUGGUGGUGGUGGUGGUGGUGGUGCAAUGGAGUCAUUGAGCUUGUCAAUGAGUCCUGGUUCUCAGUCAAGUUGUGUUACUGCUUCAAGACAAAUUUCACCAACUGAGACUGAAGGUUUGGAAAUGGAAAACAGGAAAAGAGGACAUGAGAAAGUGACAUUAAAACCGAAAGUUCAUAGGAAAGCCAUUGAUAGUUUUGGUCAAAGAACAUCUCAAUAUAGAGGUGUAACUAGACAUCGAUGGACGGGUAGGUAUGAAGCACAUUUAUGGGAUAAUAGUUGCAAGAAGGAGGGCCAGACUAGGAAAGGAAGGCAAGUUUAUCUUGGAGGUUAUGAUAUGGAAGAAAAAGCAGCAAGAGCAUACGAUCUUGCUGCAAUUAAGUACUGGGGACCUUCAACACAUAUCAACUUUCCGUUGGAAAACUACGAGAACGAAGUUGUACAGAUGGAAAACAUGAGCAGACAGGAAUUUGUGGCACAUUUGAGAAGGAGGAGUAGUGGAUUUUCGAGGGGUAUUUCAAUGUAUAGAGGAGUGACAAGGCAUCAUCAGCACGGACGUUGGCAAGCUAGGAUUGGCCGGGUUGCAGGGAACAAGGACCUCUAUCUCGGAACUUUCAGCACGCAGGAAGAAGCAGCAGAAGCUUAUGACAUUGCUGCAAUCAAGUUCCGGGGUGUAAAUGCAGUCACUAAUUUUGAAAUAUCGAGAUACGAUGUGGAGAAAAUCAACUCUAGUGAUACUCUUCCUGCUAGAGAGUUGGCGCGGCAAAACAAGGAGACGGAUCCUUACAGAACAGCAGCUCCUGAAAACGAGGAAUUCCAUCCGGUGGAGAGAGUUGGAAAUGUUACUAACUGGAAAAUGGUGCAAAAUGCUUCUGUUGAAUCGCUUGGGGACAAAAUGAUGUACAAUGCUGGAAAUUAUCAAAAUUCCUCUUUCUCCGGAGCUCUGCAAGAUCUGAUUGGGAUUGAAUCAACCAAUCCCCAUACACGAAACUUUACGAGUCCAUUGUCUUUAGUUAUAGGCUCGAGGGAAACAAUUCCGGAUAAAACAGGAGGGACUGUUUUCUUUGCACAUCCUACCUCGGCAACUAACUACAUCAACUCCUCGACCAAUGUCAAUUCCUGGAUCCCGACUUCUCAGCUGAGGCCAGUUCCACUCGCCAUGUCUGACUUGCCUGUUUUUCCUUCUUGGAAUGACUCCUGA